Messenger RNA from Pseudophryne corroboree (corroboree frog), 3623 nucleotides. Its product is annotated as inactive heparanase-2-like. The transcript is spliced from 10 exons. The record is from RefSeq and is a predicted model, not a curated record. Gene Ontology annotation, cellular component: extracellular matrix; membrane. Gene Ontology annotation, molecular function: hydrolase activity, acting on glycosyl bonds. Bases 577 to 1374 code for a protein of 265 amino acids. Lineage: Eukaryota; Metazoa; Chordata; Amphibia; Anura; Myobatrachidae. Gene Ontology annotation, biological process: extracellular matrix organization.
AGGUCUCUUGACAAACUCUAUAACUUUGUUGACUGCUCUGGACUUCAUCUGAUUUUUGGACUGAAUGCUCUUAGGCGAAACGCAGAUAAUUCUUGGAACGGCUCCAGCGUGCUCAGCUUACUAAAGUACAGCGCCAGCAAGAAGUACAACAUUUCAUGGGAAUUGGGAAAUGAACCCAACAAUUAUAGGACGUUAAAUAGUCGGGCUAUUAACGGCAGCCAGCUAGGGAAGGAUUACAUCCAGCUGAAGACUUUGCUGCAGUCUAUCCGGGCUUACUCCAAAGCAAAUUUGUACGGUCCUAAUAUUGGACGACCGAAGAAGAAUGUUAUAAUGCUGCUCGAUGGAUCCCCUUGGUCCAACAGCCGGUCAAAGGUGAAGGCGGUAGCAUGGGAUCAACGCGUUUGGGGGAAAAGGGGCUGAUGUUGGCAGACAAAUGCGUCCAAAUGCACCCUUAGACUGUUGACAUUGUACAGCAUCAGUGGUUGCCAGGUCCAUGGAAGUGCGGCAUUGUUCAAAUGAGUAGAUCUGUGGAGAACAUCAGUAACAAUUUCAUGAAGGUUGCUGGCAAAGCAGUGGAUGCAGUUACCUGGCAACAGUAGUUAUAACAUUGACGGACGAGUGGGCAAAGCUAUGGACUUUAUGAAAACGCGACUGCUGGAUGCGCUGUCUGACCAGAUCCGAAAAAUUCAGAAAGUGGUGAACAUGCACAGCCCAGGGAAGAAGGUAUGGCUCGGAGGAGUGGGUGCACCGUGGUCUAGAGGCACAAACAACUUAUCAGACACAUAUGCAGCAGGAUUCCUGUGGCUAAAUACCUUAGGAAUGUCAGCCAAUCAAGGAAUUGAUGUUGUGAUUCGUCACUCGUUCUUUGAUCACGGGUACAACCAUCUGGUGGAUCAAAACUUUAACCCACUGCCGGAUUAUUGGUUGUCAAUCGUUUUUAAGAGGCUUGUGGGUCCUAAAGUAUUGGCUGUUCACGUAGCUGGUAUACAAAGGAAACCUCGUCCGGGAAAAGUCAUACGCGACAAACUGCGCAUCUAUGCCCACUGUACCAGCCACCACAACCAUAAUUAUGUGCGAGGAUCAAUAACACUUUAUAUCAUAAACCUUCAUCGAUUAAGAAAAAAAAUCAAGUUGGCCGGAACAUUGAGAGAUAAGAUUGUCCACCAGUAUCUCCUCCAGCCACAUGGAUCAGAGGGAAUCCAAUCAAAGUCAGUGCAGCUGAAUGGACAGCAGCUGGUGAUGGUUGAUGAUGGAACACUUCCAGAGUUUAAGCCCAGACCACUACGACCUGGCCGUACACUUGUCAUUCCUCCACUAAGCAUAGGCUUCUAUGUGGUAAAGAAUGUAAAUGCAGUGGCUUGCAGAUAUCGGUAGCUAUAUUCAUGAAAUAACUGUUCUACAUACAACUGCUACAACCAAAGGCGUGAUUCACCAAACAGCCAAAAGCCCGAACUUGCAAGUUCUCAUUCUACAAUACUCCGGGCCUACAAAUCUCCAAAGCAUAUUAUGUACAACCGCCAUUGCAAGUUUUGUGUCUGUAUAACCUGUGGCUAGUGAUUAGCCAGAGGCCCAUGUAUUUCCUGAGUAGGGGACAUUACAGGUUUUUCACCUUCUAGUAAGCUAAGUUUGUAAAGGUCAUAACUAAUUAUGUUUUCUUAAGAAUUGUAAAUUCCCUGUCCAAUUCGUGCAUUUAUUUUCAUCAUCUAUUGUCCUAUUCUAUGAACCAGCUCACAAACACUCUUAUACUCCUAUUGUAAAUGAAUGUACGCUAUAUAUAUUGCUACUAGAUGUUGUCUACGGCCUGUCUACUUCGCUUAUCAGCACUUGAUUUUAUUAUAUAGAUUAUUGUUGGCAUUACCUUUUUUUCUUUUCAUCUUUAUUAUUGUACUUUUGAGGACAUCCUCAUCUUUUCUCCUCUACAGAGUAUUUUUCUUAAUUGUUGUGAUUGGGUCAUUGUCAGACUGCAUUGUCAUCAUGUGCGGAUAUGAGAUGAGUAAGUAUGGGAAAUAACAGAAGCAUUUGGAGACUGUGGGGUAAAUGUAUGAAGCAGUGAUAAGAGUGGAGAGGUGAGCCAGUGGAGAGGUUGGCCAUGGCAACCAAUCAGCUGCUCUGUAUAAUUUUACAGUAUGCAAAUUAUGAAUGUUACUUCAAUGCUGAUUCUCUGCCACGGGAAACUUCUCCACUGGCUCACUUCUCCACUCUUAUCACUGCUUCAUACAUUUACCGCUGUAUACAGUAUGUGUGUUAUGUCGGAACUCUCUGGCCGUAACUUCUCUGACACAGUUGGGACGGGUCAGAGGUAAGACUAACUCUCAUUACCUGCCAAAAUGAUAUCAUGAAUAAAACAUCCAACAGCAAGACAUUCACGCCAUUGUUCUACUCAAGAACAAAUAGUUCCGUAGGCUAUGGUAGUCUUGUGGUGAACAUAGCAGAAGAUCUUACAUUGUGCCAUGGAGACACUCUGAUGUUCAAUUAGUUCCGACAUUUCUCCGACACAGUCUUUCGUUUGAAAGGACUUAAGCUUUACAAAUAAGCAUAUCCGUCUGAUUUCUGCAACGCUGGAUUUUAAAACAGCGACGCGAAGCAGGCACAAAACAAAGCUCGGCUUCCUAGUUAAAUACCGUAGCACUUUGUAAUUGUCAGACAAGAUGACUGUGCAUACUGUAGUUCUAAAGUUAGCACUGGGGUGAUAAAAAAUACAAAUGUCCGUCCGCAUGGUCUGUUUUUGUCUUAUUUUACAAUCUUAACCCCAAAAAUUGCAUUUUGUUUUUAGUCGAUUCAUUUAAAUGUAAUGUUACAGCAUGCAUAGAUAUUAACUUUGCAGUGAUUAUUUGUUAUUUCUGUCCUACUCCAGGACAAAACUGCUGAUGAAAAAUAAUGAUAUGAAACCUUUAUAAUAUCUAUUCCGUAAGACGUGCCGCUGGGUAGAGUACAGUUCCCGCACGUUUCUGCGUACGCUGUAGACGACGGUGGUAUUUAGCUGUAGAUCAGUGCCAAAAAUGAUAAUUUAUGUACCGUGUAUUUGCAGAAAUUGUAAAAUGUUAAUUGAGAUCAGACAGAAACAUGUUCAUAAACAUCUGUAAAAAUUCUACAUGGCACCCCGACUGCUCAGCUCUCCCCGGGCAGGAAGGGUCUGUGGGUCGUCUUUCUCAAUGCUGCUUCCAUUAAACGCCACACACAGCAGGAGAGUGGCAGCUUGUAAUGCAGCCCUGUUGGAGAGAUUCACUGAAUUAUGAUACUGGACUGAGAACCAAAUAGGGGUCAAGAGUUUUCCUGUUUUGCCUAAGCUUUAGAGUUGUAACUUUUUACAGAAUGAUUUAAUAUAGGACAAUAGAAAACCAAUGCAUGACUGUAAGAUUUAUUUCAUUCAUUUUAUUUACAGUAUGUUUUCACACUUUCCAGGAUCUUUACUGUUACUUUUAUUUUGUGUUUAGUUGCUUCAUCCUGCUUCUUACUGUACGUGUAUCUCUGCACCUGUUAAUAACAGUUGUGUAUGUCUUUACGAUCAUUAUUUCACUGGAUAUUUUUUAGGCAGAUAAAACAGUCCAUAAUAUUGAACUGUGUAUUAAACCAAAUGCUAUUUCUUACUUCUUAGAGGAGGACCGGCUACUGGGCUAAGUAUG